AUGGCUGGUAACAAGCAGCAGGUUGUCCACUGGAAUGAAGGCAGCGGACCCGCCGUGGCCAUAACUGGUGUGGCGUGGCCCCGCCGGUGGCCACGACGGGCGCUGGCCAGAAGUGAGAAUCCCAACAGAAAUUCAGAGCUCGUGAUAUGCAGAGAUGCGCGUGGCUCACAGGUCAGGCGUUUGCCGGCAACAGAUAUUACCCUACUUGUCAAAUACACUAAAGUAGAGGUAUCUCUGUCCAGAAUAGGGAGAGAGAAGGUGUUUUGUGGACACAGAAGAAUUGCCAGUUACUAUUAUCGCCUGUGUAGCUUCCUGAAACGACACCAGGAAACAGAACACAUUUCAUUCAGUGUAGCCCUCUCUGUGUCUGCACAUGCGGCACGGUGGGUCCAUGAGAGUUUGAAGCUUAAGAUAAUGUUAUUUGGUCAUAGGCCCUACAUUAGAUUUUCCACGUCUCCUGGUGCUGGUGACGGCGGCCUGCCUCGCGCACGCCCUGCCCUUCCCCGACCACCCUCCCGCGGGCGGCGGCUUCCAGCCCGUGCACGGAUCGCGAGGCUCAGGGCCCGCCUCUGGCUACGGCGCCCCCCCUCCCCGUCCCCGGCUACGGCGCCCCGGGGCCCGCAGGAAGCACCCCCGACCAAGACCAUCUACGUGAACGUCCCUCACCCCGAGCCCCCGAAGCCGCUGCCCCCCGUGGCCGCCGGACCCCCGCGCAAGCACUACAAGAUCGUGUUCAUCCGCGCGCCCCCUCCCCCGCCGGCGCCUCAGCCCAUCCUGCCGCCGCGCACUGAGCAGAAGACGGUGAUCUACGUGCUGCACCAGAGGCCCGAGGUGCAAGAGCAACAGGUCAUCCAGGUCCCAAGCGUCAAGCACAACCCAGAGGUGUUCUUCGUGCAGUACGACAAUCCGCCAACGGCCGAGGAACUCCAGCAGCUGUCUGCGGGCGACCUGAGUGGGUUCACUGUGAGCUCCCAGUCUGCGGGCGGCGGAUACGGGGGCGGGGACUCUCUCGCCCUGGGCUCGGCUCGAGAGGACCACACCGCUGUUCUGGCCGACGUCCCUGACGCAGGUGUCCCGCUGCCACUGGGCGGAGGCGGAGUGUCCGUGCCAGGCCUCUCCGGAGGCGGCAUCCCGAGCGAUGCUGUUCGGAUAGGCGGUCCCAGCGGAGGCAGCGGCUUGCAGAUCCUGAACAGCGUCCGGUCAAGCGCAGCAGCUGAUGAUAUCCUCGGCCUCGGUUCCCUCGAAUCGGCGCAGAGAACCUGAGCCUCUGCCUGCACCCCCUGUCUCUAGUCUUUCCCUCCACGGCGGCGUCGUCUGUGUCUCGGUGCCUCACCCGUCGCCUCGUAGCAGCCGCACUGUGACUGGCCCUCGACAAUGGAUGGAAAAAAUCAUUCGUGAAGUAAAAUCUUGUUUCAAAAGGACUUCCGGCUUCUGUGACUUCACGUAGUGAGGAGGACAAAGCGACUUGCUCACUGGGGAUGGUCACUGGAGAUCCUUCGCCAUCCUGUGGAGAACGGCAAUUGUUUGACUUAUCCUUCAUGGACAGUUUCACCUCCCGGGAGGACUUCAACUCCGCUCAUGUCCUCCUUUUAUGAAGGGCGUGACUGCAACAUUCUGGCGCCGGUCCGCCCGGGGUACAGGAUGAAGGGUCGCGCUAUUUAAGUUAUUGUGUUCCUGUCUGGAUCUGAUUGUGAACACCUGUAAAUAAAACCCUCUUUUACGUCAACGAGAUUCUGUCCGUGUUGGACAUUCAUUGUCUGAUGGAUACCUCGGCUAUUCACCUUUGAUGUCCUCCUCGACCACAAUCUGUUCACGUUUUUUUAUAUUUUAUAAAUGUACCUAUUCCGUGUUCGACAUUGUUUCUUUGUUGAUUGUCGACAUAAAUUUUGUAUUAAUAGUAUUUCUCCAACUCGACAUUCCUUCCCCUGAAAAGGAAAUAUUUUAUUAACUUUUUUGUUUAUACCAGUUGUUGUCUGUUCAUGAAUGACCUAGAAUCAAGUGCACCUCCUCCUCCUCCUCCUCCUCCUCCUCUUCCGUCUCCCCCUCUCUUUCUCCGGCUCUCCUUCAGCCACGUGGCCAAAACCGGUUUAAAACCAAACCACUUUUUUCCCUCGCUGGCAUGCCCAGGUGCCAGACCCGAAGCUUUCUCCCGACUUUCUCUUGGCUCUGUACCACUGGUAAAAGGUCCUUCUUUGUUUCAUGAGGAAACUCAGUUUGUCUUUAUGAUUAAGUUUUCUUUUUAUACUAAGGGAAAUAUAUGCUCUUAGGCCUUAUGGCAAGGCAAAGUAGGCUAGAAGCCCAUCCACGGCAGUAUGUAAUAUCUCAGGAAGGUGAUUCAAAAGAAAAAAAAGUAUUUAGACAAAUAUUAUAUAGACACAGAUAUAUAUAUGACUAUAUAAAAAAGCGUCAUAGAACACCUUACUAGCGAUGGAAAAAUAGUGAUGUCAGAAAGCAAGAAAUUUCUGCCCCAACCAGAUUGUUGGGGACAGCCGCGUCAAAACCCCAAAUCGACGUGAUUGGAAGCUAGCUAAUCACUCUGAUCGACGAUUGGAUUAAUUUGAUACUUCAGGAGUUCGAGGAAUCACUGCUAUUGACACCAUUAUUCUGCUAUCCAGUCGACAUAGCUUUAAGAUCGAGAUUAGGCUCCUAGUUCAUUUCUAAUGUGUAACGAAUUGCAAUAAAGACUGAGAACUGGA
This is a messenger RNA of Penaeus vannamei (Pacific white shrimp), 2696 nucleotides long. Lineage: Eukaryota; Metazoa; Arthropoda; Malacostraca; Decapoda; Penaeidae. The record is from RefSeq and is a predicted model, not a curated record.